UUCCGUUCGGUCGACAUAAAGAAAACCACAACCGCUGCUCAGAUUACAUUGGAUUGUCCUAGUUGUUGCACGUACUGAAAGGCGAAAGCAGAAAUGGCUUCGGCGGAUCUUUCACGCCGAGUUUCCAGUACUGAGGACAAGAAUUCUCACUUUUCUGAAAUAAUAGAAUUAAAUGUAGGGGGACAGGUCUACGUAACCAGACACGCAACUUUAAUAUCUGUGCCAGACUCUGUCCUCUGGAACAUGUUUAGCCAACAAAAGCCUAAAGAGCUACCACGGGACAGCAAAGGGCGUUACUUUAUAGACAGAGAUGGCUUUUUGUUCCGAUAUAUUUUGGACUACCUGAGGGAUCUGAACCUUGUCUUGCCUGAUUACUUUCCAGAGACAUGCAGGCUGCAAAGGGAAGCCGAAUACUUUCAACUGCACCAACUCUCCAAGUGUCUAACCAUGAAGAUGAGUAAAGGCAGCUCGGUGAGUGCGGACAUCUGUCAAAGCGAUUCGGAUGAAGGUGCGCUCCUCGGCGCGGUCAGGGAGUCCGCUGCCAGCCAAAGGAAAUCCGGCUACAUUACCAUCGGAUAUAGGGGCACCUACACCAUCGGAAGAGAUAUACAAACCGACGCCAAAUUCAGAAGGGUGGCCAGGAUCACCGUAUGCGGGAAGACGUCCCUGGCAAAAGAAGUGUUCGGGGACACGCUGAACGACAGCAGGGACCCGGACAGACCCCCGGAGAGGUACACGUCCCGUUACUACCUGAAGUUUAAUUUCCUGGAACAGGCUUUUGAUAAACUGAGCGAGGCCGGAUUUCACAUGGUGGCCUGCAGCUCCACAGGCACGUGUGCGUAUGUCAGCAACGACCCGACCGAGGACAAGAUCUGGGCGAGUUACACAGAGUACGUGUUCAGCCGGGGGGAUGUUAGUGGCCGGGGGUGAGCUCGCUGAAGGGCAUACAAAAAAAAUCGGCUUCCCUGUUCUAUAAUCUACCCAUGUAUAAAUAGCUGGCAUGCCACAAAAUACAGCAACGCUGUUUUUCAUUUCCCCAGUCUUCAUCAGAUGUUGAAUUACAAAUAAUUACAUUGAAAAUAUGAACGUGCUACGCAACUUUUUUUUUUUUUUUAAUUUUGCAUUUGUAAUUGAGCAUUGUUGAUUUAUCACCCACACGGGAGGACACUUUUGGUCGGUUCAGACUUGUUUUGUAAUUCAAUCACGAGUUUUAAAAGUAAGGUUAAAUCACGGUUACUUGCACCCAAAACUGUAAAAGUGGAAUAAAUUGUAUUUGGAUAGCGUCACUGUCUGCGAUUGUUUUGCGCAUUGAACGAACUUAUGAAGUUAAACUGACCUGAGUUUUUCUGACAUCUUUGGACUUUCCUCAUAAUAAUGAGCAUAUAAAAUGCAUUUGACUAGUUAACUUUACAGUUUUAUGUUGCCAGUUUAUGACGUACGUUAUCCGCUGACGCAAGAGGCUCGCAUUAUGUAGCCAAUGCCAUAUAUUUUCAGAAAUAAGUACAUAUUUGUCAAUAUAUAACUGAACGAAAUGUCAUGCUGCUUUCACUGAUAAUGUUCUUUUUGACGCAUACAUUUGAGUAUAUGGACUAUAUUCUGUAUGAAUAAAUACAACUGUGUGUGUGUUGAUUUGGAGUUGUAUUCCAUAUUUAGCAGAAAAAAAUAAAGCAAAUAUCUUUCGCACAUUA
This is a messenger RNA of Brienomyrus brachyistius, 1688 nucleotides long. It is a transcript of the gene kctd12.1, whose product is annotated as potassium channel tetramerisation domain containing 12.1. The record is from RefSeq and is a predicted model, not a curated record. Gene Ontology annotation, cellular component: presynaptic membrane; postsynaptic membrane. The transcript has a single exon. Gene Ontology annotation, molecular function: protein binding. Gene Ontology annotation, biological process: regulation of G protein-coupled receptor signaling pathway; protein homooligomerization. NCBI's taxonomy places the organism in Eukaryota, Metazoa, Chordata, Actinopteri, Osteoglossiformes, Mormyridae. The coding region runs from base 94 to 930 and encodes 278 amino acids.